Messenger RNA from Neoarius graeffei (lesser salmon catfish), 622 nucleotides. It is a transcript of the gene smim1, whose product is annotated as small integral membrane protein 1. The transcript is spliced from 2 exons. The record is from RefSeq and is a predicted model, not a curated record. NCBI's taxonomy places the organism in Eukaryota, Metazoa, Chordata, Actinopteri, Siluriformes, Ariidae. The coding region runs from base 136 to 351 and encodes 71 amino acids.
CUAUAGUCAUCAUUGUUGUUGUUGAAGGCAGCUCCACAUCAGAAAGCAUGCCGUGUUAGUCAUACGGACAGACAUUAUAUGGACGUGCUUAUUUUUUACCAUUGACUCUAUACACUCACAGAAGGUGGGUAGGAGAUGGAGUCCGGUGAAGCUACUGUACAGUACAACCGAUGGAAUGAAGACAACAUUAACAUGAAUGUAGCUGCUUCUCAGAGUAGCCUGAAUGGGAUCUGUAACAAACUGUGCACGGGGCAGCUGGGUGUGGUUGUGAGAGUGGCAGGCUUGCUGGCUGUAAUGGCUUCCAUGUACAUCCUGGGCUACGUCACUGGAUACUACGUUCAUAAAUGCUGACACUGUCGAAGACAUUUCACUGCUGUGGCCAACAACGCAUGACAAAUGAAUUCACUCCAAAGCAGUUUAUACAUUAAUUCAUUCAUUCAUUCUCCAUGUAUGAAACAAUUUUGACUUGAAGUUACUUUUUUUUUUACCAGUGUUAUGAAAAUGUUAAAAGCAUUCUGUUUAGCAUGUAUAACUUUACUCGCUUUACUGCAGUUUGUAUACUGUAUACUUUGUCAAUUAUAAGUGGUAUUAAAACAUUGCACAUUAAAAUUUCUGUUUCUUA